Dentiscutata erythropus is the source of this 1305-nucleotide messenger RNA. The record is from the annotation of a GenBank genome assembly. Lineage: Eukaryota; Fungi; Glomeromycota; Glomeromycetes; Diversisporales; Gigasporaceae.
AUGUACAAUAAUAAAGAUAAUAAUACAAAUGUUGCGUCGGUUAAACCGGUUAUUUAUUAUAACAAAAGAUUUCAUUAUGUAGAAGAAGAUACUGCUGGCAACAAAAAUGAUUUUGUCGAAGCUAUUACUAAUUUAGCAGGACCAGCUAGUGCUGUAGCAUUCCUUAAUGAUUUUGAAAGAACCUAUCCAAGGCACUCCGACCAUAGAAUAGAACUUAGAGUUAACUCACCUAUUGAACAAUCAAAUUCUGAUAGAUUAAAAAUAAAAAUAAAAUUCAGUAACAUAUCUCAUAUGAAUUUAAUGGAAGCAUUUCGAACCUCACCAAUCAUUGAAAAACUUACUGAAAAUGGAUUCGCUGAUUGGGUUCCAUUAGAUAGCUCAAGUUACGAAUGUAUCAUGCAAAUGCAAAAAGCACCAACUUAUGAUAAUAAAAUGGCAAAAACUGAAGAUUGGAAUUAUUCUAUUUUACGUACUCUAAGUGAUCCUAUUGAUUCAGUAUUGUUGGAUGUAGCAUUAGAUAAUUUAAUGGGAGAUUUAGAAAUUGGUUCAUUUGAAAAAUUGAUCCCUGGGCCAGUCAUGGAUGUUGAACGGGGUGUAAAUGGUGUUGUUAUGACUGUAUUGCAAACUAAAGAAAAAUACUCUUUUGAUGAAGAUGUGGGCAAGAUAUUUAUUGAAGUAUUGAACUCUUUGAUUCAUGAUAGAAGUGUUGAAAAAAAUUUUGAUAAGACUCUAACAGAUCUCGAAAAAGCCCUUAUUGAUAUAGGGUUUGAUAAAUUUGAAGAUCGACUUCAAGAACUUACCAUGAUGGUACGCGAGAUAGAUCGUAAUUUAGAAUGUGCAUGUAAAAAUUUACAAAAUGAUAUAGAAAAAUGGAAGAAACGUAAAAACAUGGCAAAUUUCUCUUAUAUUUUAUCAAUCCUUAUAGCUAUAGCAUUUCCUUCAAUAUAUCAUUAUUACCGACAAACUGAUAAUGUUCCUUUUGGAUUUGUAACGACAGUAGUUGGUUGUGUUAUAAGUCUAUUAUUUGCACUUUGGCAUGGCUGGUCACGUAACAGUUAUAGCCGAGCAAUACAUUCCCAUCGAAAAGCAAUACCAGUUCACGCAGCAGUGGGAGAAAGCAUAGAAUCAUUACAAAGAUGGUUGAAUAGAAUUUCUGUUGUGAAAAAAUGCAAAGUACCAAUGAAUAAUAAUGAAUUGGCAAGUAGAAAAGCUACUUUGGCUUAUUUGUUUGAUGAACUAGUAUCUGCUGCUGCAGAUAUGAGAUUGAGUAUUGGAUUAGAAGAUGAGUUCAAAAGGCAUAGAUAG